AUGCCUUCCGACGUCAAGCCUCAGGACAUCACCGAGAAGAAUGACCCUAGUGUCAUGAGACAGUGGGAUGAAGCCGACUUCUCGACUAAAUUCGAGGAGUUCUACCAGAUCGUGGAUGGCCUCAAGAUUGGUCUCCUAGGCACAUACCGUCCUGGUGUUGGACCCGUCACCCGCUCCAUGGCCCUAGCCAAGCGAACCGGCCCCGACUUCCUCUUCCUCGCCAACGCACACUCGCAAAAGUUCAAGGACAUUGAAGCAAACAAGGAAGUCAACGUUUCAUUCCAAGACUCCAAGAGCCAGGACUGGAUCUCGGUAUCUGGUACUGCUACUACCGCUUCCAACAGCGAUCCCCGUAUCAAGGAGGUCUGGAGCCGUGGUGCUGCAGCUUGGUUCGGUGAUCUUGGUGAUGGUGUUCACAAUGGUACUGCUGAGGACCCGAGAAUGAGCUUGAUUGAGGUUAAGAGCAAGUACAUCUCGUACUACAAGACUAACGUUGGUGCUCUCGGUUAUCUCAAGGAAGUUGUCGCUGCCAACGUCACUGGCGGAGUUGCCAACACUGGCAACCUCAGACAGAUGAAGGAGGAUGAGAUUACUCAGGCCAGACAGCAGCACUCCAGCAUGAGCUCGUAA
Messenger RNA from Aureobasidium melanogenum CBS 110374, 630 nucleotides. Its product is annotated as blue light-inducible protein Bli-3. Lineage: Eukaryota; Fungi; Ascomycota; Dothideomycetes; Dothideales; Saccotheciaceae. Bases 1 to 630 code for a protein of 209 amino acids. The transcript has 3 exons. The record is from RefSeq and is a predicted model, not a curated record.